AUGACGCUGCGAAGUCCAUCGCUUCGAAAUGUUCCGUUUAUGUUUAUUCGCGCAUUGGCACUUUUUGAUUUGAUAAGUCUAACAGCAAUUCUUCUACAUUUUUCACUUGAAUGGUUACAAAUUGAAUCUGAUAUAGUUAUUUUUUAUGAAGUUUGGGUACAAGAUGUUUUAAUUAAUUCUUUUUUGGUUGCUGGUUUAUAUUGUGCUGUUUUGUUAACAAUUGAACGAUUUUUAUUAAUUCGAAAACCUUUAUCAACUGGAAGACGUCUUUUAAGUAUAGAAAAUACUGUUUUGGUUAAAAUUGGUUUUGCUUUGUUAGCUGCUUUAUUAUUGCAUGCACCUAUGUCUUUACAGUGGCAAGCAAAAUGUUCGGAAUAUGAGCCUUUAAUUAAUAAUAAUGAGAAUAAAGAAAUCGAAGUCCACAAAGUAAGCUGCCUCCAUUGGGCUCGAGGGAAAUUCAACAAUAGAGAUUUAUUGUGCCGCGAACCUUUUUUUACUCUUUACAAUUAUUACAAAAUGGGACGUGAAUUGUUAAGAUUUUUCUGUGUUUUAUUGCUGGUUAUUUUAAAUGCUGUUAUUGCUAGACAUUUACAGGUUGCAAAGAGAAAUCGUCGUUUAUUAAUUAAACGUGUUAGUAUGACAACAACAGGAACUGAAGCAUCCGCAGUAGUAGAUCACAAACCUCCUCCUCUACAACACAACCAAAUUCAAAGAAAUAAUAGUUCUGCAAAUUCCCCAAUUUGUUCAAAUUGCCAUCAGAGACAUCAACAAAAUUUAAAUUGUUAUCAACAUCCAAAUGCUCGAGCAGCAAGUUCUUCACCUCCAGAUACUUAUUUUCAACAACAACAUUUUAAUAAUAAUAAUGAGCAGCAACAGCCUUGUCAUAUACGCCCAGCAACUCCAAGUAUAAGCAACAAUCGAAGAGAUAUAAAUACUUUAAUGCGUUCAUUUACUGAAAAGAAAUUGACUGCUUUAAUGGUGGCUAUUUGUGUUAUUUUUGUUGUUGGCAAUAUACCACAGAUGGUUGUAAUGGCAAUGCAAAACGAGUCUUUAGACAAUGCUUUUAGUUUUCAAGUUUUUCGUCAAGUAGCCAAUACAGCUGAAGUAUUAAACCAUUGCCUCAACUUUUUUAUUUUUUGUAUGGCCUCUUCAGAAUAUUGUCGAGCAUUUUUGUCACUCAAACCUGUUCAUUGUUUACUCCGCUAUUUUCCUUUUUGUAAUGCUUUGGCACAUGCAAGAAUUAGUGGUUCUGUUAGACGCCGCCUAGAACGAACUCAUCAAUUAAUGCUUGGAGUUGGAAAUGUUCACGAGGCAGCAGCAUUAAAUUGUGAUGUAAAAAGAAGUUUAAGUAAAAAAUCAUCUAUUGGAAUUAUUUUGACAAAUUCUGAAAAUGGAAGUAGUGGAGGUGGUGGAAAUUCUGGUUGGUUUGGCGGAGGCGACGUCAAUCAAAAAUUGUGGCGAUAUCGUCGUGAUAAUUCUGUUACAAAUGAAAGUAACAGUGGAGGGGGUGGUGUUGGAGGUGUUGGACGCCCUCGUGGAUCAAGUGGAACUUCGUGCACUUUAAUGGUUGAACGUAAAUCUUCGAGCAACUUAACCACAACAAAUGGAGGGCCGAACAGUCAAGAAUUUUGGCAAAAUCAAAAUUUUUCUGCCCAAGUGCAGUUGCUUACAUGUAGUGGUGGUAAUUUUAACAAUAAUACCACCAUUGAUGCAAGAACUGCAACAGCAACAGAUGAAAAUUGUAGUAUAACAGAGAGUGCUACAGCAGACGAUUUUCUUUAA
Molecule: messenger RNA, 1782 nt
Organism: Meloidogyne enterolobii
Lineage: Eukaryota; Metazoa; Nematoda; Chromadorea; Rhabditida; Meloidogynidae
Source: the annotation of a GenBank genome assembly